Molecule: messenger RNA, 510 nt
Organism: Durusdinium trenchii
Lineage: Eukaryota; Dinophyceae; Suessiales; Symbiodiniaceae
Source: the annotation of a GenBank genome assembly
AUGGCAAGAGGAUUGCACCCAUCGUGCUGCCGCGUGAGCCGAAGGCGGCCCAUGGGAGCCGUGUUGAGCUCUUUCUCCUUCCGGCUUUGUGCCUCUCAGCAGUGGCCGCGCUGUGCAGCCUGCCGACGACGUUUGCAACACUGCGCCAAGCACUUGGAGCAGCUGCAGGAGAUCUUGCUUCCAGCAGUGAUUCCGGCCGGCACCUGCAGCUUGCAGCUUUGGCAGGGCCUUGCACAGGUGUGCUUCGACGAGGACCUGAACGACUUGGAGACCUUCUCCAGCGCGGCCUGUGUGGCCAAGGUGGAUCCCAAGUGUCCUCCCUGCCUGCCAGGGUGUCCCAGAUGUGCUGCAGUGGCAGAAGCAGACCCCAACUUGGCCAGCGUGCGUGGCUUGGCUGCACCUUCUGGGAGCCAAGGCUGCAAGCGUGGCGCCUUCCUUCUGAGGUGUGGACUUACCACUGGGACGGAUGGCGGCCUGGCCAGCUUCCUGCAACGUUGGUCUUCCAGCUGA